Molecule: messenger RNA, 1032 nt
Organism: Prunus armeniaca (apricot)
Lineage: Eukaryota; Viridiplantae; Streptophyta; Magnoliopsida; Rosales; Rosaceae
Source: the annotation of a GenBank genome assembly
AUGUCAGCCUACCUAUCAGUAGCUCACCAACUCCUACAAAAGUUCCAAGCUUACGAGAUUCGGCAGAUCCCCAGGUCAGAAAACAGCCACGCCGAUGCACUCUCACGUUUGGCUUCGGCAAUAAACGACAAUAUCGGAAGGAAGGUGCCGGUGGAGAUAUUGUCCCAGCCAAGCACGACGACUGCUGAUGUAUGUGCCGUACGGUAUGAGAACACGUGGAUGUCUCCAAUUUAUGCUUUCUUAACGAACGGAACGCUGCCCACCGAUAAGUCCCAAGCCCGAAAGCUACGGUACCGAUCGGCAAGAUACACAGUCAUCAACGAUGUUCUGUACAAGCGAGGCUACACCACGCCGUAUCUGAAGUGCCUCACCAAAGAACAAGGGGACUACGUUAUUCGAGAAGUCCACAACGGAGUUUGCGGUGACCAUUCAGGGUCCCGAUCGCUGGCACACAAAGUCUUCCGACAUGGGUAUUUCUGGCCGACUUUACACCAAGAUGCGAACGUGGUAGUCAAGAAGUGCAACAAAUGCCAACGGUUCGGUAGUGUCCAUCACAUCCCUGCUGAGCCUCUCUCACCGAUUGUCAAAUAUGAUGUGGUUGCCGUGGACUACUUCACCAAAUGGGUAGAAGCUGAAGCCUUAGCAACGAUAACGGCAGCCAGAAUGGAAGAUUUCAUCUGGACGAACAUUUACUGCCGAUUUGGUAUCCCCUACGCCAUCAUCACCGAUAACAGCAGGCAAUUCGACUUGGAAGCCUUUAGGCAGUUCUGCACUCGCCUCAAGAUCAACCUGUUCUUCGCUUCGCCAGCACACCUCCAAUCGAACGGUCAAGUCGAAGUAAUGAAUAAAAUAGUCAAGAAGCUAUUGAAACGGCAGCUUGAGAAGGCCAAAGGAGCCUGGCUGGAGAAGCUUCUAGAAGCAUUAUGGGUAUCCGAACAUCCUACCGAACGACAACUAGGGAAACCCCCUUCUCUCUUGCCUUCAGUUCGGAAGCAGUGGUUCCUGUGGAGAUCGGAGAGUCCUCCUACUUAA